GAGAUUUAUGUGCAUCUCUGUUGCUUCUUCUCUUCUCCUUGAACCAUGACGACUUGCAACCUGGGCAAUCAGAGCACAACCGAUAUACAAGAGAAACAGGCUAUCUCCCCGCCGCAAGCGCAAGCGCAGGUACAAGCACACUCUGAACCCACACCCUCCCAACCAGCAUGCAAUUCUCAACCCGACAAUUCUGGACAUCUCCAAGAUCCUCACAUACUCCUCAACUUGACCCAUGUCCAAGAACUGCCUGCCGAUCCUAUAAACUACGAGGGAUAUCAAUUCUUCAAGGCAGACCCAAUUCCAGGGCAGAAGCCGACAUGGACCCGAGUAGAGCGCACGCGCAUGCAUCUCAGUCAAAGCGACUUCUACAAUAUGGUCCAGAAAAGAGCCAAUAAAAUUUCGGCAGCCCAUCAAUAUCAGAAACUAUCUGCUACUCGCCGUGCCCAUGUCAACCAGUUAAUUCACGAGCAAAAGAAACUGGAUCCCUCGGUGGAAUGGAGCUGCGUCUAUGCAAAGGAGCGUGACAGGGCUUCCAAGGCUCGCAAUGCCCACCCUGCCGAUUACGAGACUGUCUCUAUGGAAAUCAUUUUGAUGAAGAGACCUUUGAAUAAUAGAGCUUAUCCGAGAACUCCCAUGGGAGAUCUGGUUGACCUCGCUCAGCGUCAGAAUGACAACGGUGUGCAACCUAUUAAGCCUAUGCGACCUGAAAUGGCCACUGCACCAAUUCACCCAACGGUGGCAACUGCAAUGCGGAUCUCCAAGGAUUUGACUCUGAAGUCGGAUCCUGCCACGAUGUCUGCUGGUAUCGUACAGGGGCCACAGCCUCGUCCGAUAUCAGUGACAAAUCCUUUCACUCGCCUUGAGUUGGGUCAUCCUACUCCUGUCCCAAGUGAGCAGCAGCAGUAUAGACCAAUUAACGGACAAACAACGACUGAUGAUAACCGGGACCUCAACAACGACGACCUUGGCGGUGCACAAUUUUCAGCAGAGUCGAGUGACUCUGAGGAUGCCAGUUCCAUAGUUGAGGAUUCAUCUGAGUCAAAUGACAGCUCAUCUACCGAAGAAGCCGAUCCAGACGACAUGGAACGCGACGACUGUGAGGAGACACAGCAUCAUUCUGUGACCCCUCGGAACAGGUCCGGCAGCCCUAACAAGCGUAGCCCAAUCAGCCAUGGAUCUCAAUACAGACAGAAGUCGCGAGGAAGACACUUUGGCCGACGGGACAAGCCUCGAUAUCACUAUACGGAUAUCCUUCCCUCCAAGAAUGUCUUUCACAAUGUCAUGCCCAUCCGGCGGGCUAGAGGUGCCAGUAAAGUUGCUCAGACUACACCCUCCGAUAUCAACAUGUGGUAUCGUAUCCAGCGCAUAGACGAUGAGGAGCUUCGACGUCGACUAUUGGAGUGUGAAGCUAAGGUUGAGCGCUGGGAACGAGCUUUUGAAUACCAAAGCAGACUUUUACAACAGACAAUUCAACAUUCACAGCGGCAGCAGUUAGAGAGAUGCCCAUUCUUCUGGAACCCUCCCAUGCAGCAAUAUGGCUAUGAUUAUCCUGAUGAUGGCCGUAUGGACAAUUCUCAUUGA
Penicillium brasilianum is the source of this 1581-nucleotide messenger RNA. NCBI's taxonomy places the organism in Eukaryota, Fungi, Ascomycota, Eurotiomycetes, Eurotiales, Aspergillaceae. The record is from the annotation of a GenBank genome assembly.